GUUGACUGUCAAGAUGACGGAUUCUCGACUAGUAAUAAAUGUGUAUAACAUAAAGUGAAAUAUUUGUUAAUUUAGAAUGGAAGCGGCACAUGUAUCAGGAUGCCAGAUUGUGUCGCAACUUGUUAGAAUAGGCAUAGUUGCAGCUGUAACCUAUUAUUGUGUCAAAUGGUUAGUCAACUCUAUGGACCCCACCAACAAGGCAAAGAAUAAGGCCAAGGAGAUAGCCCAGAACCAAUUAAAGAAACUGAAUGGAAUGGUGGAUAAAAGCUGCAAGCUGAAGCUUAGCGACUUUAAUAGCUACGAACUGAUGAUUGCUUCACACCUUGUUGCUCCAUCGGACAUUGAAGUCAGCUGGGCGGACAUUGCUGGUCUGGACACAAUUGUUCAAGAGUUGCGCGAAUCGGUUGUUCUGCCAGUGCGGCACAGUAAUCUCUUCCAGCAUUCACAGUUGUGGCGGCCGCCAAAGGGAGUUUUACUCUACGGUCCACCUGGAUGUGGGAAGACGCUCAUUGCUAAGGCGAUUGCUAAAGAGGCAUGCAUGCGUUUUAUCAACCUGGACGUGGCGGUGCUCACGGACAAGUGGUAUGGCGAGUCUCAGAAGUUGGCUGCCGCCGUCUUCUCGUUGGCUCAUAAGUUGCAGCCCUGCAUAAUAUUCAUUGACGAAAUUGAAUCGUUUUUGCGAGUGCGGGCUACCGCAGAUCACGAGGCGACGGCUAUGAUGAAGACACAGUUUAUGAUGUUGUGGGAUGGCUUAAUCAGCAAUUCAAGUUGUUCGGUACUCGUGCUGGGCGCCACGAAUCGUCCACAGGAUCUGGACAAGGCAAUACUGCGGCGCAUGCCAGCGCAAUUUCACAUUGGGCCACCAUUAGAACGACAGAGAUUAGCGAUUCUACAGCUUAUUUUGCAACACGAACAGCUGAGUUCCUCAGUGGAUCUGAAGCGAUUGGCCACUCUGACGUCUGGUUACUCGGGCUCGGAUCUGAGGGAGCUUUGUCGUCAAGCUAGCAUCAAUCGAAUGCGUGGUCUUUUGUCUAAAGACAUUAAUACUGAUGACACGCAACAAUUGGAUGAGAAAGCAUUAGUAAUCAGUAUGGAUGAUCUUCUGAAAUCAGUGGUCACCAUGAAACUGUCAAAGCUGCGCACCGCCUGCACCUAUCUAGCCAGAAAUUUAGAGCUCGACUAACUGCUCAGUUAACUCCAUAUAAAAUACAUCAAAGUAAAUUAUUUCGUUUUAAAAUUCCAA
Messenger RNA from Drosophila sulfurigaster albostrigata, 1243 nucleotides. RefSeq names its product outer mitochondrial transmembrane helix translocase-like. Gene Ontology annotation, cellular component: mitochondrial outer membrane. The coding region runs from base 77 to 1183 and encodes 368 amino acids. NCBI's taxonomy places the organism in Eukaryota, Metazoa, Arthropoda, Insecta, Diptera, Drosophilidae. The transcript has a single exon. Gene Ontology annotation, molecular function: ATP hydrolysis activity; ATP binding. The record is from RefSeq and is a predicted model, not a curated record.